UUUUUGGGCUGAUUGCCAAAAAAGUUGAGAAGAAAAAAACUGAAUACGAGUAACGAAACUGAGCUCCACAUACUCACUUAACUUCUAUCCAUGGCCACACUUUCCUGCUACUCUCUGCAUCCUCUUGCUUCUGCUUCUUCUUCUUCAACAACGUCUCUCACUGCCAAUCACUCUCUUCCAUAUCAACCCCAAACAAAACCUGAAAUCCCUUUACUGUUCCGCUGCUCUGCCACAAGUGCCGCUAGGCCUGAAGUCAUAAUUCAACCCACAAGGCUCUUUGUCCAGCCCAUUCUACUAUUUGCUGGCUUUGACAAACCCUUGGAUACCCAAACUUUUCUUGCUACUAUAAGUGUCUUGGCUGCCAUUGCUCUCUCUCUCUUUCUUGGUCUUAAGGGUGACCCUGUGCCUUGUGAGAGAUGUGCUGGCAAUGGUGGUACAAAAUGUGUCUUCUGUAGCAAUGGUAAAAUGAAGAUGGAGACAGGCUUGAUUGAUUGCAAGGUGUGCAAGGGUGCAGGAUUGGUACUCUGCAAGAAGUGUGCAGGUUCUGGAUAUUCUCGACGGCUAUGAACUGUGUUUUUAGAAUAUUAAUUUGCUCUCUCUAUUUUCAAUCUGAAUGAAUUUUCCCUAGCUUUAAUUCUUUUUUGGUCCAGAUGCAUCCUUCUUUUUCCCUUGAAGUGUAGCCCCAUUCUCUAAUGUUCAUGUGCUUAUUCAAAAACUGUGAAGGAUGAAAAAUUGUAAAUUCUAAUUUACAUUUUGUUUCCAUGUAUAUAUUUUCAUUUCUUAUUAGAAUAUAUAUAUUUUCUGCA
Messenger RNA from Prunus persica (peach), 806 nucleotides. Its product is annotated as protein SPA, chloroplastic. Lineage: Eukaryota; Viridiplantae; Streptophyta; Magnoliopsida; Rosales; Rosaceae. The record is from RefSeq and is a predicted model, not a curated record. The transcript has 4 exons. The coding region runs from base 91 to 567 and encodes 158 amino acids.